CAAAUGCCAUUGGAAGCCAUUCUCAUUCAUCACAUUUGUGUCCAAAUCUCACUAAUGGCGCUGCAGUCGCCCCAAAUUCGAGGUCAAAUCAGUGUCAUCUUCUUUGUUGUUGUCAUUCCACCGCAACCUUUGUCAACGGUCGCGCUGAGCAGGAACACAUCUACGUAAAAGAACUUGGUUUUGCAUGGGUUAUUGGCGUUGGUACCCUACCUGGCGGGGGAAUUCGGGUGGUUGGGUUCUGAAGUGUGGGUAGGCCAGGGAUUUGUGCGCUCUCACCUCUGUGCAGUACAAUAGGAUGACAUAUGUAUGAGACACUCUAUGUAUGUCGGAUGAUGAUACGUUGUACGUGCCUUGCGGUGUCAUCCUCUGGAAUAAGGGACCUUUGGUUGUAGAGCUCCUGUGGAGGAGGUCUUAGACCAAGGUUCUGCUGGUUAGGAAGCCAGAGAAAUGUGAAAAAAACUAGCCUUUAAAUUUUGACAUUGGGAUUAUCCAUCAUGGAGACCCCUGGUCCAGAAGUGGAAACAGAGGUCCUGGACCCCAGGGUGCAGGAGGAAUUGGAAAAGUUAAAUGUGUGCACAGAGGAGAUCAACCAAUUGGAAGUUCAACUGGAAGAUGCGAAUUGCUUGUUCCGCACUUUGCUCUCGGAUUCCACUCACAUGUUGAAGGCCAUGGCUAAGAAAGUGGGCGGGUGUAUUGAAAAGGCCAGGCCGUACUAUGAGGCCUUAGAAGUGUAUCAAAAAGCCCAGAAGGAGUGCCAAUCUGCGGCCACGCAUUAUCAGAGGGCCAGUGGCAUCCAUGCGGCAGCCAAGGAGACGAUUGCCUUGGCCGAGCAACGCUUCCUGUCCAACUCCAAUGACUGGAAGUUCGACAACGCUUGGCAAGAGAUGCUCAACCAUGCCACCAUCAAGGUCAUGGAAGCCGAGAAGACCAAAACUGACAGUGAAGCCGAACACAUGCAAAAAGCCGAUGCCUUCCAAGUGGCCGAAGCCGAGGUCCAACGCCUGGAGAAGAAACUAAGUCGUCACAUUCAGAAAUCUCAGCCGUAUUUCGAGCAAAAGGAUCGGUUCAACAAGACCCUGGUGGAUCAGAAGUCUCGUGUUCAAGAGCUGCAACAAAAGAUCGCGGAGACCAAGGCGCAGUAUGCCCAGUCCUUACGGAAUCUGGAGGAGAUUUCGGAAUCCAUCCACCAACAACGCCGACUCCGAAUGCCCCGUGAACCUGGAGUGGGGGCGGAAUUGAACUCCUUGCCUUCGUAUGAUCUGGAUGAAUGUGAUAUGGUCAGCAAUCUCAGUAUGCAAUCCGGUGAUACCUAUAGUCUCAAGAGUAGCGACACCCAAGAGGAGAAAUCCAACGCGUCCGAUGAUCUUCUGACCAGUCUGGACAAGGACUUGAGCGCCAAAUUGAAGUUGUCUCAGCAAGAAUCUCAAGUGCAUGGUGGUGGACUUCACAAACGCAGUUUGAGCUGUCCCUCGGGUAUGACUCUUCCGGAGUGGAAGCAUCCCGGAUUGAGUCCCGUGAACGAAUCUCAGGAUACGAAAUGUGAUGAGGGUGAUAGGUUCCACAGAAAUAAUCUCCACGGGGACGGCCCAGACGACCUCACGGUACAAAGUGUAGAUUUCUCUCGGAACAUGAAUAAGAUUGAUCUGUGAGGGUGCAAAUUUUGUUAAUUUAAGAUUUCAUAUUGCAUUUUGUAAGGACUUGCUAAACAAAUACACAGAAUAGUCGCUAGACUUUUGAGUUUUGA
This is a messenger RNA of Tigriopus californicus, 1744 nucleotides long. Its product is annotated as SH3 domain-binding protein 5 homolog. The transcript has a single exon. Gene Ontology annotation, cellular component: cytoplasm. The record is from RefSeq and is a predicted model, not a curated record. Gene Ontology annotation, molecular function: protein kinase inhibitor activity. Bases 495 to 1649 code for a protein of 384 amino acids. Lineage: Eukaryota; Metazoa; Arthropoda; Copepoda; Harpacticoida; Harpacticidae. Gene Ontology annotation, biological process: intracellular signal transduction; negative regulation of protein tyrosine kinase activity.